AUGGCGGUGUCAAAGAUAGCGAACGGAGUACGCAGGCGCCAUGUUUCGCGCCUCCUUCGUCCUUUCGUAGCGUAGUUCGCUCUUUACGAUGCCGGGUUGCUGUGCCCUCCGGUGCAGCACAGGUGCAAGCGACGGCAAGCGACUAUUCCGUAUUCCAUCUGCCAAGCGAGACGCGACAUGGAGGAAAUGUCUGGCUUCAAAGAAUCGGCCCGGGCUGAUUUCAACCCGACGCAAUGGUCCCGGCUCUGUGAGACCCCUGUAUGCCUCAGAGAGUGCGGUACCUUUCGCCGUGAGCUCUGCUGUCUUCUCACCACUUCGUGGUGGUUUGCGCAGACCUUCAAUCAAGACAUCGCCUGGUGCCACCGGCUCAUCACGAUCCUGACCUCCGGGAUCGGUCCACACAAGAGGUGGCGUUUCUACCAGAAAGCUCUUCUUCGUGCCCCGCGUCCACCGCCAGCGUUUCCCGCCUUCGUUCUGGAACGCGCACUCUCUACCUAUGCGACGGGCUUCGGUUUGCAGGCGAGCUGAGGGAACACCUAACGGCCACACCUGCGUAGCGAAGAGGCGCGCCAGAGGCCAAGGCCAAACAACUGCUCCUUCACGCCUUCGCCGCCCCGCACCCACUCCACAAAGCGCGGUGAAAGGUCACGUGACGCGUGCAAAUCUCCGGGAGAGCAACAGCCGUCUGGACGUCUUGUUCGAGAAAGAUAAGGAAGAGGAGAGACAGUGAGAAACGGUUAGUAAAGAGAAGGCCAGCGGAAGCCCGUCGCGGUUUCGCUCGAUUGCCGCUGGGAGGCGCCAGUCGUCUACUGAAGACUCGCGCUCAAACCCCGGCCGCUGCUGACUACGCGAUGCCCUCGCCGCACCUUCUUCCUCCUCUCGGAUAACUGCGGGCUUCAGUCCCUCCCUUCCUUCGGUCACUCCGCGUAUCUCUCCAUCUGAUUCCGAGCCACGUCGUCUGCUUCCCUCCCCCGGUGGCCCAGACGAUUCCCUUUCUCCAGGGCUUUCCCAGCGGCUCCCGGGAGCGCAUGGCGGCGGAUAGAAAAGCGCCAGCGCCUGCGUGAGCGACUUGAUAUCGGUCUGCGACGCGCAACGGUCACGGUGUGCGCUUGCUGCGUGCGCGCUCUGCCGAACGCUGUUCGCGUGAGCUCGUAACACGAGCACGCAAUGUCGUUCAUGUCGUCUGCAUCGAGAGUGUCUGCAGACGUAUAGGACUUUCGGCGUCUUCUGCAACGCACUGCUUCCGAAGCACUUCGUCGUCUGCUGGUGCUGUGGCGCUAGAAUUUUCGCUCCCCGUGCACGUGUGAAGCCGUGAACUUGGAAAAACUCUACUGCUUUCCUGAGGCGGCCGCUUUGCAUCUACGUGCAUCGGCUGUUGGGAUCACUCUUGGGCAGGACUUCAUCUGACUGUCGAUACAC
This is a messenger RNA of Dermacentor albipictus, 1419 nucleotides long. The record is from RefSeq and is a predicted model, not a curated record. Lineage: Eukaryota; Metazoa; Arthropoda; Arachnida; Ixodida; Ixodidae.